This is a messenger RNA of Fusarium coffeatum, 2340 nucleotides long. RefSeq lists its product as uncharacterized. Gene Ontology annotation, cellular component: plasma membrane. The coding region runs from base 1 to 2340 and encodes 779 amino acids. The record is from RefSeq and is a predicted model, not a curated record. The transcript has a single exon. Gene Ontology annotation, biological process: cellular response to pH. NCBI's taxonomy places the organism in Eukaryota, Fungi, Ascomycota, Sordariomycetes, Hypocreales, Nectriaceae.
AUGGCCACCGCCGCCUUGGUCAGCGCGACUAUCACGGCGCCUCCAUCACUAUGCACGACAACGCUCUUACCCGUCAAUGGAGUCAAGACUUUGGGGCUCGACGGUGUCCCCUCGAUACUGACGGAACCCGCGAUUUACCAAAUACCUUGCCCGACGCACGACAUAUUCCCCCGAGCCGAAGUCCAUGUUACAUAUGCUGCCUCCGGCGAUGACAGCAGCCUCACUCAACACGAUGCAUCAGACAGCAGCCCGAAAUUCUCCGAUUUCCGCGAUCCCUUCUACGCCUCCACCUUUCCGAUCUGUUACGCCCUCGCUGCGACCACCGUUACCGCCUAUAUGCUCGUCAUUAUGCUCUUCGUCACCCCUAGAUCUUUUCUCGACGGAGGAAUUGUUUACUUGGGCAGAAAAUCCGCUUUCACCCAUAGCUCAAACAACAGUGUCACCAUUGGUGGUCGACCAUGGCUACAAAAAGUCGCCGCUUUAACCGUCGCCAUCUCACUAACUAUCGCGUCAGCCGACACCUUCAGAGUAGCUAAAAGCCAGUACCUGUGGGGGAUCCAGAAUGCGAAUCAACUACAGGAUGAGGUGAUGAACAGCGUGGAACUCAAGGUUAUCCGACUCGUCUCUGAUACGUUCUUAUGGCUGGCCCAGGCCCAGACUCUCAUCCGACUCUUUCCCCGGCACAGAGAAAAGAUAAUCAUCAAAUGGGUUGCGUUCGCACUCAUCACUCUUGAUGUUGUCUUCAGUGCCGUGACCAGUUUCAAAUACUCGGAAAACGGCAUCAAUACUACCGCACGACCUAAGAACUUCGUUCACCCUGUUCCCGCUCUCAGUUACCUGUUCCAGCUUUCUCUGGGCUUGCUAUAUGCUGCCUGGGUCGUCUACUUUGCGUUAAUGAAGAAGCGUUACUCUUUCUAUCACCCUUUUAUGAAGAACAUUAGUUUUGUCGCCAUCAUUUCCCUCAUUUCGAUUCUCAUACCUGUUGUCUUCUUCAUUCUGGAUAUUUCCCAGCCCGAUUUUACUGGAUGGGGCGAUUACGUGCGAUGGGUUGGUGCUGCAGCUGCCAGUGUUGUUGUGUGGGAAUGGGUGGAAAGAAUUGAGGCUCUUGAACGCGAGGAGAAGAAGGAUGGUAUUCUUGGCCGAGAGGUUUUCGACGGCGACGAUACGCUCGAAAUCAACGCAUCCGAGUUCCCCUGGCUUCGCAAUCGUAAGAGCAGAAAGGGCGGCAGUUCGGGGGGCGGUAGUGAGGGUGAUCGGUCGCAGAUGUCUACGACUGCAGCUAAUGGUUGGCCGACUGUUUCUUCUCUUGCCAACAGAUACCGCGGCCAAGGAAAUGGUGCGUUUGCCGAACCAUUUGAGCAGCCUUCACAAAGGGGCACAGGAAGAGGCUUGCGACCUACAAUUUGGCCAGCUCGGCCGGCACCUGCUGCUACACCUAUUAGCCGUACAGACACGGCCAGCGCGGCGAGUACAGUUUAUGCUGUACGUUACCAGGCCCCUUCAGAGACGACUUCACGAACUCCCGAUCCUCUGCCACAACCGAGUGUGGUCGAUCUGAGUCGAUUAAGCAGCACACCUCCAAGCCAACAAUUGAACGAUGAAUCCAGCUCUUCCAAUCACGCCCCGGCUUCCGUGCAGCACGGUGUUGUUGUGCCGCCGGCUUCACGACAAUCUGUAGAUUUGGAAGCUAACUCACCAAAUUCGCCAAGUCGAGGCGGUUGGCGUAAUCUUACUUUCUCCAACUCGACACUUAACCAUACAACCGAGGAUACGCCUAUGGAGACAGUCCAACGUUCAGACGGCAACUCGGUAGUCACGCGUGAAGGACGCGCAAAUAAUUCUAAUCGAUGGGAUCUAAGGGGUCGAUUGGAGGACUUCGCGGCAAACCAAGCCGAGAAACUACGAGAUCGCAUGCGAUCAGCACCGAAUACCGAGAGUCUUCCAGUAACGGUGAUUCCAGCCCCUCCCCGCAGAGGAGCAGCGCUGCAGCAGGUCCUGGAGGAAGAAGAACUCAACACUACGGAACGGCAAUCACCGCAGCUACAAAGUAGGCAGCCUUUUGCGAACCACAACAACAGCACGACCAGCCAGGGCAGCACGUCGAGAGCUGCGUCAGGGGAAGUGGCACAAUUGAACAGGAGUCGAAGCACGUUCUCGGGUAGCCCAGGCGAUGGACCUAUUCCGCCCAAUAACCCACCACUAUGGCGAGGUGUCCGGCCGAGAACGAACUAUGAGGACGAUUUCUAUGAUGACUCAGACGAUGGCUCGCUGUCAGAUAGGUCAUCGUUGGAUCACCCAAGACAAGACUCGGAUUCGCCGGGACUUCGUCGAGCGACUUGA